Messenger RNA from Jatropha curcas, 675 nucleotides. RefSeq lists its product as uncharacterized. The record is from RefSeq and is a predicted model, not a curated record. Lineage: Eukaryota; Viridiplantae; Streptophyta; Magnoliopsida; Malpighiales; Euphorbiaceae.
CAUUACCCUUGAGAGCACUUCGAUCUUUUUAAAAAUUUUCUCGAAUGGCCAUUCUCUCUCCGCCUCCGGCAACCACUACCACCAGCACAACGUACGCACGACCACAAUCAUUUCCAAAAUUCAAUCCAUUGAAUUUACAGUCUCACCCUUCUCUUCUUUUCCCGAUUAAUCCCAGCCGCCCGUUCCUGCCACCUCGUCCGAAUCCAAAUGCACGGCUUCGCAGUCUCUACUCGGCCCUAUCUCCCCAACCGCCCACGCAGCCUGACCCGCCUCCCGAAAAGGACCCCGUUCGACCCAAAGGCAUUGCUGCAACUUUCUCUAGAUUUCAGGACCGCGUUCAGAUCUUCCUAGCUGUUCUUUUCUGGAUGUCUCUGUUCUUCUGGGCUUCUGCAUCGGGUGGAAGAAAUGGUGAUAGUGGUAGACCAAACAAGGGAUCUCGAUUUAGAAGAUGACAUAGUAAGCAUUUAAGUUGUAUAUAUAAAACUGUCUUUGAGGGAUUUAGUAUUAGAUUAUACAUGGCAGAUACAGCUUUGUCUAUAUGGGUGGUUAUAAUAGCGUUGUUCACAUUCAUUUUGUUACUUUACUUAAAUAGGGAACAUUGAUGUUGCAAAUUGUUAGUUCACUUGAAUAGGGAACAUUGGUAUUGCAAUUUGAAAAUGAAAAUUUGACAUUCAG